Molecule: messenger RNA, 267 nt
Organism: Penicillium angulare
Lineage: Eukaryota; Fungi; Ascomycota; Eurotiomycetes; Eurotiales; Aspergillaceae
Exons: 1
Coding region: 1-267 (88 amino acids)
Source: RefSeq, a predicted model, not a curated record
AUGUCGCUUGAUAUAAUAAUGAGAUCACCUAGCACUAGCUCGUUUGGAUUUGGAUCCUGGAACGCCUUCGAAUCCCUUGUAUCCUCGUGGAGACAGGGCUGUGUCGGUCGGUCGGUCGGUCGCCCGGCCGGGCCUACUACCACGGGCACCACCACCAUCACAACCAGGCGUGAAUACUCUCAUUCUCACUGGCUUCCGACUGGUAAGCGAGAGAGGGCCCGGCUCAGUGCUAGCCCGCUCGAGAAAGGCUGGGGAGCUGGGAAAUGA